Molecule: messenger RNA, 4495 nt
Organism: Esox lucius (northern pike)
Lineage: Eukaryota; Metazoa; Chordata; Actinopteri; Esociformes; Esocidae
Gene: grip1
Product: glutamate receptor interacting protein 1
Exons: 27
Coding region: 733-4410 (1225 amino acids)
Biological process (GO): neurotransmitter receptor transport, endosome to postsynaptic membrane
Molecular function (GO): nuclear glucocorticoid receptor binding
Source: RefSeq, a predicted model, not a curated record
CGGAUCGGGCCAGGGGUAACCAGGGCUAGCGGAUCGGGCGUCCUUCCACGGCGGACGCAGCGAUCAACACCGAUGUGUUACGUGACACGUCUCCCCCACAAGUCAGCUAGCUGGCUCACACACUCACGUUAUCUGGGGCUAUCACUUCUCCUCCGCGCCUUUCCUCUCCACCCAACCCCCAUUCUAUUCGCUCCGCUACUCCCCCUGCUCUUUGUGAAGCAGCGGAGUGCCAGCAUACACACACACGCGCACACACUCUCACUCUACACUCACAUGUGUGCCUGCUGUGGCAGCCGAGAUGAGAAGGCAGCACUCAUUCUCUCCCUCCGUUCAGGAACUGUAGGGGAAGAGAGGAGGCUUCCGGGGAGGUUUGUGGAGACGCUCGUUGCUGCAGUGGGUUUUGUGAAGGAGAUCUUGGAGGAGAGGAGGCUUUUUGUGGUGCUGGCGGUUUGGCCGACCAGCAGAGACACUAGCUACUGUAUUCUGGGUACUGUAUUCAGGACUAUAGAGGAAGUGUACUGUGGAGCCGAGCACAUGAGACGCAGCCCGUUAUCUGCUGCUAUAGAGGGACGGGCGAGGAGAUUAUAGAGAAGAGGCGGGCAGAGGUUUUGUAAAGGUAAUUGUCAGGAGACGUUUUGUUGCUUUAUGGCCUGAGGCACUGCUGCUAGAAACGGAAAGCUCCAGUGAACAAGGUGGUGUUGUAGAGCGGGCAAAGGUGUUUUGUCCGGAGACAUGGAGCGCUUCUUGGGCUUUGUGAAGCAGAUCGGGAGGUCCAGGAGGCGGAAGGGGAAAAAGUACCGACCAGAGGAGGACUAUCACGAGGGAUACGAAGAUGUGUAUUAUUACGCCUCCGAGCACCUGCAAAAUUUCUGCUACAAAAGCGACGAGGAAGAUGAGGGGCCAUACACAAAGCACUCCAACCCCUCCAGGCCACCGGAUGGAACGCUGGCCAUCAGGAGACAGAGUAUCCCAGAUGAGUUCAAAGGCUCCAGUGUGGUGGAGUUGAUGAAGAAAGAGGGCACCACUCUAGGUCUAACCGUCUCCGGGGGCGUCGACAAGGAUGGGAAACCACGGGUGUCCAACCUGCGCCAAGGAGGCAUCGCUGCUAGGAGUGACCAGCUCAAUGUGGGGGACUACAUAAAGUCUGUGAAUGGGAUCAACCUGACCAAGUUCCGUCACGAUGAGAUAAUAAGCCUGCUAAAGAACGUUGGAGAACGCGUGGUUCUGGAGGUGGAAUAUGAGCUGCCGCCUGUCUCUGUUCAAGGCUCUGGGGUGAUGUUCAAAAAUGUAGAGGUGACUUUACACAAAGAAGGCAAUACGUUUGGCUUUGUCAUCAGAGGAGGAGCCCAUGAGGACAGGAACAAAUCCCGCCCCGUUGUAAUAACGACCAUCAGGCCAGGAGGCCCUGCAGACAGGGAAGGCACAGUGAAGCCGGGCGACAGGCUCCUGAGUAUCGAUGGUAUUCGUCUCCACGGGACGUCCCACGCUGAAGCCAUGUCCAUCCUCAAGCAGUGUGGACAGGAGGCUACGCUGCUCAUCGAGUAUGACGUCUCCAUAAUGGACUCCAUAGCCACCGCCUCUGGUCCCCUGCUGGUGGAAGUGGCGAAGUCCCUGGGGUCUAGUCUGGGCGUGGCCCUCAACACGUCCAUGUACUGCAACAAGCAGGUCAUCAUCAUCGACAAGGUCAAGCCCGCCAGCAUCGCAGACAGGUGUGGGGCACUGCACGCCGGCGAUCACAUCCUGUCCGUGGAUGGGACCAGUAUGGAGUACUGUACCCUGGCCGAGGCCACCCAGCUGCUCGCCAGUGCCUGUGAACACGUCAAGAUGGAGAUUCUGCCCCACCACCAGACCAGGCUGGCCCUCAAGGGCCCCGAACACGUCAAGGUGCAGAGAAGCACGCGGACCCUCCCCUGGGAAUCCUCUUCAGCCAACAACAACAGCAACUUCCUCCCCUACCAACACUAUAACACCUACCAUCCCGACCAGUCCCAGAGACACCAGGCCUCCAAGCACCACAAAACCUCCCCCAGCAACCCCCCUCUAGGCUCUUCCUUCUCUCCCACCUCCAUGAGCGCAUACAGCCUGAGCUCCCUCAACAUGAGCACGCUGCCCAGGAACAUGUACCCAACCAGCCCCCGAGGCACCAUGAUGAGGAGGAAGCUCAAGAAGAAGGACUUCAAGAGCUCAUUGUCUCUUGCCAGCAGUACCCUGGGCCUAGCAGGCCAGGUGGUCCAUACCGAGACCACAGAGGUCAUCCUGGUCAGUGACUCCAUCAUGGGCUUUGGCAUCCAGCUUCAGGGGGGGGUGUUCGCAACGGAGACCCUGUCCUCACCCCCACUUAUCGGCUACUUGGACCCGGAUAGCCCUGCCGAGAGGUGUGGAAUCUUGCAGAUAGGUGACCGUAUUCUGUCCAUAAAUGGGAUCCCUACAGAGGACAGCACACUGGAGGAGACCAAUCAGCUUCUCAGAGACUCCAGCAUCACCAGCAAGGUCUCUCUGGAGAUAGAGUUUGAUGUUGCAGAGUCUGUCAUCCCCAGCAGUGGAACCUUUCAUGUGAAGCUACCAAAGAAGCCUGGGGUGGAGCUGGGCAUCACCAUCAGCUCUCCAUCCAGUAGGAAACCUGGAGAUGCACUCAUCAUCUCUGACAUCAAGAAGGGCAGCGUGGCUCACAGGACCGGCACCUUGGAGCUGGGUGACAAGUUACUGGCCAUUGACAACAUCCGCCUGGACAACUGCUCCAUGGAGGACGCCGUGCAGAUACUUCAGCAGUGUGAGGAUCUGGUCAAACUUAAGAUACGCAAGGACGAGGACAACUCAGACGAGCAGGAGUUGUCUGGGUCCAUCAUCUACACGGUGGAGCUGAAGAGAUACGGGGGCCCUUUGGGGAUCACCAUCUCAGGUACCGAGGAGCCAUUCGACCCCAUCAUCAUCUCCAGCCUCACCAAGGGAGGACUUGCCGAGAGGACAGGAGCCAUCCACAUCGGGGACAGGAUUCUAGCCAUAAACAGUAACAGUCUGAAGGGGAAACCCCUUAGUGAAGCUAUCCAUCUGCUCCAGAUGGCUGGAGAGUCAGUCACCCUUAAGAUCAAGAAACAGGGCGAAUUGGCCAGUCCCAAGCAGCCGUCCGUGUCCGGUCGGCUGAGUGACGUGGGCCUGAGCGAUGUGGAGGACGAAGCGGGACUGGGGGGUCUUGGGGUCCUUGUAGGCCAGGCAGGGAGCCAGAAACCUGGGAAGCAGCUCUCCGACCUCUACUCCACCACCAUCCCCUCUGUGGACUCGGCCGUGGAGUCUUGGGACGGCUCAGGCAUCGACACCAGCUUCAGCGCACAGGUCCCAGGUUUACAAGCAUCCGGCUACAGCUUCCACAGCCACGAGUGGAGGAACGCCAAACCAAGCCGAGGCAGCCUGUCCCCGGGCAGCACCAGGCAGAGGAACAACCUCCUGGCCGACCUGGGUCUCAGUGACGACGAGUGGGACCGGCCCACCGCCAGCGGAGUUUCUCCACUGCCCACCGGCCUAAUCAGUGACAGCAGGUUCACCGUGGGUCAUGACGGUGCUGAGCCAGACCAGGAAGAGAACUUCUGGUCUCAAGCCCUGGAAGACCUUGAGACCUGUGGCCAGUCUGGUAUACUGAGGGAACUAGAGGGGGAGCCAGACAGGCUCCUGAAUAAGAGAAACUUGGCCAUCUUGGCCACCAUAAUGUCUGGCAGUAGCCUUAGCCUGAACCACGAGCCCUCCCCAGCACGGAGCCACCUGGGUCGGCAGGCCAGCUUCCAGGAGCGCGGUGCCGCGCGGCCGCAGUACAACCAGUCCGCACGAUCCAACACCCUGCCCAGCGACGGGGGCCGCAAGGCCUUCGCCAUGAAGAAGAUGAAGCAGGAGAUGAAAGACAUCAUGACGCCCACUCCUGUGGAGCUGCACAAGGUGAGUCUGUUCAAGGAGUCAGACCUUGAAGACUUUGGCUUUAGUGUGUCAGACGGCCUGCUGGAGAAAGGUGUCUAUGUAAACAACAUUCGGCCUGGAGGACCUGCGGAGGUUGGAGGGCUGAAGUCAUACGACAGGCUGCUACAGAUCAACCAUGUGAGGACCAGAGACUUUGACUGCUGCCUGGUAGUCCCUCUGAUCGCAGAGUCGGGCAACAAGCUGGACCUGGUGAUCAGCCGGAACCCGGCUUCAUCCAUGACCGGUUCCCAGUCUGACCUGAACCAGUUGCCCAAUGAGGAGCCGGUCAUGAACUGGACCGAACCAGGGGACGGCCUCCUCUCCAGCCCGCCAGCGACCCAGAACCACAACCAGAACCACCACUCCUUGUCCAGGAUGGCCGCCGGGAUCGGGGUGACCGGGAUCGGGGUGGCCUUGGCCGGGGCUGGUCUAGGGGUGGAUGAUAGAGAGCCCACUAAGACCUUAUAGCAGGGUGGAGGCCCGAGGCCGGCUCUCCCUGUCUGAGAGCUAGCCCCAGUCCUGCCCCCUUCCCCAGCCCUGCGAGCAAGCCCCC